Messenger RNA from Micropterus dolomieu (smallmouth bass), 1864 nucleotides. Its product is annotated as interferon-induced protein 44-like. Bases 113 to 1159 code for a protein of 348 amino acids. The record is from RefSeq and is a predicted model, not a curated record. NCBI's taxonomy places the organism in Eukaryota, Metazoa, Chordata, Actinopteri, Centrarchiformes, Centrarchidae. The transcript has 8 exons.
UUUUAGUUUCGCUUUCUUUUCCUCAGAAAGGUAAUCGCCUCUGAUUUUAUUUUCUCCACUGUCCUUUGACGUUAGAUCUGUUGUUGGUGCCACAUGCAUUGUGGUUGUUGUUAUGGAAGAACGAAAUAAAUACAGCUUCGGCGGCUUUGGUGGCUUCGGCCGCAACACCUUUACUAUUGAACCAGAUGAAGCAACUUCAGUCCAAACUCUUUUCAGCAUAGCAGGGGGUGCCAGAGAUCAUACCAGAAUUGUUAAAAACCUCAGUACAAGGAUGAGUGUGGAGAAAAAAACAUCCCCAGCGGCUCAAUCUAAUUUGGAACCUCAAUGGAGAAACGUGGAGUGGACAGACGAGCAAAAGACGAGUCUGAUGAAGACUGUCAGCUCCUACAGACCAACCUGUGAGGAUGUGACUCAGGCUCGGAUUCUCCUCCUGGGCCCGCUCAGUUCUGGAAAGUCCAGCUUCAUCAGUUCAGUUCAGUCGGUGUUUAAUGGAAGAGUCACCAACCGGGCCAUGGUGGGCUCCAACUCAACCAGCUUCACCAAGAAGCUACAGUCGUUCAACAUCUGUGGUAAGAAGGGAGAGGAUCCUUCCGGACUGGUGCUGUGUGAUAUUAUGGGCCUGGGGGAUGGAGAGAAGAUCGGACUAACCCUCCAUGACAUCCUGUCCGUUGUUAAAGGCCAUGUACCUGAGGGACACAAGUUUAGUCCAGAUCAGCCAGUGAGGUCUGAGACUAUGGGCUAUGUGAAGAGGCCAAGCCAAAAGGACAAGAUCCAUUGUGUGGCCUUUGUGGUGGACGCCUCUAAAGUCCUGACCUACCCCAAAGGCCUCAAAACCACCUUGCAGCAGCUCCGGGAGCACAUCAGUGACCUGGGUGUUCCCCAGGUGGCUCUGCUCACCCACAUAGACCAAAUUUGUCCAGAAACGGCCAAAGAUGUCUCCCAGGUUUACAAGAGCCGCAUCAUUCGGGACAUGAUGGGUAAAGCUGGAGCUCUGUUGGGUAUGUCCACCUCCUACAUCGUUCCAGUGAAGAACUACUCAUCUGAGUUGGACCUGGAUGUGAACAAUGACGUGCUUCUGCUCAGUGCUGUCGACCACAUCCUGCAGUAUGCUGACCUGUAUUUCCAGGACAACACAACACAAUACACUGAAUCACUGUAAAGUUUACACAUGGUAUCGAUUCAACCAAUUAAAAACAUUAUAAAAUCAAUAUUCUGUUCACAAUAUCAUCAUCAUGGUGUGCCAGUUGAGGGUCAACAACUUUAUUUUAGACUGCAUGAUUUUCUUAGCAUCUCUCACUCCGACAACUGCCUCAGGGUUUUUAUGCAGGUAGCUCUCCAGGUGAACGAGGGCACUUCUUCACAUUGUCUUGCACAUUGGGCCAGACUAGAGGGCACUUUAUCAUGUUUUAUCUCCCAUGAGGGAAUUCAAGAGUGUACUUUUGCCAUGUUGUUUCGAAAAUGGGGGUACCAACGGGGUGAUUGAGUCCACUAGUCCCUACCACUCAUAUCUCCAUGUAGCAGCGGCCUAAUAUUUCUCAGCCUUUCUAAAUGGGGCUCCAGAAAUAAAAACUAAAGAUCCAUUAUUUUUGCUGACACAGCAAAAGCUUAACAUGGUCACAAGGUGCCUUGUUGUGGGCUGUUACUAUACCUUAUCGGUUGCAGGAUGCUACAAUUUGGAAGCUGAACUUGUUUAUAUUGUGAUUUUCAGAAUCUGUUUGUGUGUCUACAGUUUACAGCCAGGCAUUCAAAAACCUAGUGUCUUUGCCUCUUAAAGAAAAUUUUUGUCUGUCCUAAAACAACAGUCAGGUGCCCAUAUGAACACUGAAACUGGUUUUACUUGCUGUAAUAAAUACUCCAGUUGUUA